AUGCUCCCUCCUGAAUUGAUCAAUGACAUAUUUUGUAGACUACCGGUCAAGGCUCUUGUGCGCUUCAAAAGCAUAGCAAAACCAAUCGCUUCUCUAAUUGAAGACCCGCAAUUCAUCGCUGCACAUCUCAAGCAAUCUGAAGAAACAGGUAACAAUCACACGCUGAUUCUUAUAGAUAGAACUCACACCACAAGCAGCAAUGACAUCAUUAUACUUCAAGUCAAAGAAACAACAUCAAUCUACUCUGCUUUUGAAAAGAUCACUUGCCCAUUAAGUGGUAUUGUGAGAGUCAUUGGUUGUCUCAAUGGUCUGCUAUCUUUACUAAAUCGGGAGAAUCAAAUUAUUGUGUGGAACAUCGCUACCAGAGAGCAUCAAGUGAUACCCAAUCAGCCUCCGCCUCUGCCUCUGUAUUUGAAUGAAUUUCGAUACAGUUCUGCAUUUACUCAUGAAUAUUAUGCACUCAAUGACGAUUUAUUCACUCAUGAAUUUUAUGCACUCAAUAAUGACGAUUUAUUCACUCAUGAAUUUUAUGCUCUCAAUAAUGAUGAUUUUCAAAACGGGGGACUUCCCGAUUCUUUCGAAGAAGCAUUAUUGGGAGAUCACUUCCUCUAUGAGGAUUACAAAACAUAUGACUCCACCGUAUAUGGAUUCGGAUACAACUCCAUCGACGAUGAUUACAAGUUAGUGAAGAUCACAAAGCUAGUAACCGGAGAGAAUCUUGCAAGACAUGACACAGAGAUUUAUAGCUUGAAAAAUGGUAUGUGGAAAAUGAGUACUCCCCUGGAAGGCGACGGACUGAGUUUAAUUAGUCUGAAGGGAACUUAUUUUGCUGGUAACCUCCAUUGGUUGGGUUUGGGUCCUUUGGGAUCACUACCGUACAAGAUUGUAGCUUUUGCAGUGGAGACUGAGGAGUUUUAUGUUUUGCCUCUGCCUGAUGAGCUAUCAGUAUAUAACUGCGCACCAAAGCUAGUCAUCUUGGGAGGAUCUCUUUUCGCGGUUGGCUAUUCUAGAGAUCUCUCCAGUAUGAAUUUGUGGGUUUUGGAAAAUUACGACAUGGACAAAAACUCGUGGACUAAACUGUUUUCGGCUACAGUAGCAGAAGGAUUUGGACAUCUAAGCUGUCCAAUCUUCUAUUCCAAGGGAGGUGAUCAUCAAGUGCUGAUGAAAGAUACAGAUGGUACCGUGUUAUGGUAUGAUCUAGAGGGGAAGAGAGUCAAUGAGAUUCAUAUUCCUGUACAUUUACAGAAAGGCAACGGAGCAGAAAUCUGUGUAGAAAGUCUUGUUCGACCAAAACUUCAUAGGCCCAAUAUUGUGCAUGGAUCAAUGCUUCGCCUACUGGGCUUUGGGUUGGGGUUCUCAAAAAACAGGCCCAGAGAUUAUUAA
This is a messenger RNA of Tripterygium wilfordii, 1383 nucleotides long. RefSeq names its product F-box protein CPR1-like. The transcript has a single exon. The record is from RefSeq and is a predicted model, not a curated record. Gene Ontology annotation, molecular function: protein binding. The coding region runs from base 1 to 1383 and encodes 460 amino acids. NCBI's taxonomy places the organism in Eukaryota, Viridiplantae, Streptophyta, Magnoliopsida, Celastrales, Celastraceae.